AUGCUUUACACUAUUUGUGCAUUUAAUUGUAAUACGCUUUAUUUAUUUUUGUUUCCGGAAAAGAAUUUCCGGAAUUUCCCCUUCUGCACUAUCUCACUAACCUUUCAUUUCAUUGCUUUUUUUUUUGUUAUUGUACAGAACAGUGAGCAAAUCCUUCCCUUAUUUUGUUUUAUUUUGUUUCGCAAAUUUCUUACAGCCGUUUGGGCAGGCGAACACGAACGUCUUCUUUACGACAGACUCACUCAUGGCUAUAAUGUUUUGGCUAGGCCUGUAAAAAAUGAAAGUGCACCUAUAAUAGUUCAUUUAGGGAUGGAUUUACAGGCUAUUAUAGAUAUUGACGAAAAAGCCCAAAUAAUGCAAACAAAUAUUUGGGUACGUAUGAAUUGGGAAGAUAUUUUUCUGACAUGGGAUCCAGCAGAAUAUGGGGAUAUUAAAGAAGUUAGACUGCCAAUAACCUCUAUUUGGAAACCCGAUGUUCUUUUAUACAAUUCUGUUGAUCAACGUUUUGAUACUUUAUGGCCAGUAAAUGCUAUUGUUAAAUAUAAUGGGUCUGUUACUUGGAUACCUCCAGCAAUUAUUAGAUCUUCAUGCAGAAUUGAUGUAACAUCAUUCCCCUUUGAUGACCAAACAUGUGCAAUGAAAUUUGGUUCUUGGACUUAUUCUGGCUUUUUUACUGAUUUAUAUAAUGAUUCUGUUUCUUUAGAUCCCUACACUCCAAAUGGAGAAUGGAAUUUAUUAAGUGUCCAAUCAGUUCGAAACCGAUUGGUUUAUGAUUGUUGUCCAGAACCUUAUGUUGAUGUUACUUUUCUUAUUUCUGUUAGAAGGCGAACCCUUUAUUAUGGUAGCUUUUAUUUUUAAAAUUAAUUAAUGAAGAAUUUAAAUCUUUUUUUUUGGCCGAACGACAAAAUUAAAUAAUUUGGCCGUCUGGACAUUUUGAAAAUUAAUAAGUUUAGGUUUUUCGUUAUUUUACCCCCAAUAAACAUUUUUUCCAAUCCCUUUGUAUUC
Molecule: messenger RNA, 1005 nt
Organism: Meloidogyne enterolobii
Lineage: Eukaryota; Metazoa; Nematoda; Chromadorea; Rhabditida; Meloidogynidae
Source: the annotation of a GenBank genome assembly